Molecule: messenger RNA, 1626 nt
Organism: Tribolium castaneum (red flour beetle)
Lineage: Eukaryota; Metazoa; Arthropoda; Insecta; Coleoptera; Tenebrionidae
Gene: alpha-PheRS
Product: Phenylalanyl-tRNA synthetase, alpha-subunit
Exons: 2
Coding region: 96-1574 (492 amino acids)
Biological process (GO): phenylalanyl-tRNA aminoacylation
Cellular component (GO): cytoplasm; phenylalanine-tRNA ligase complex; cytosol
Molecular function (GO): ATP binding; phenylalanine-tRNA ligase activity; tRNA binding
Source: RefSeq, a predicted model, not a curated record
GUAACUUUAACUGUCACAGUUGGCACCAUCGUCGCAAAUGUGCGUGAAGUGUCAAAACCACGUCAAAAAAUUGCAUCACCCCGACAGCCCCCAUAAUGUCAGACCUCAGUGAAAAAAUCCUCCGACACGUGUCGGAGACUUCGCCCCUCAACACCCUCGACCUCGCCCAGCUCCUUGCCACCGACCACCAGAAAAUCGUGGGGGCUCUCAAGAGCAUCCAAGCCCACGGCGACCUCAUCAGGGCGGAGCCCCAAACCUCCAAAUUCAUCGAACUGACCGAGGAGGGCAAACAAGUGGCGGAGCACGGCAGUCACGAAGCCCGCAUUUUCCACGCUGUGCCCUCCGAGGGCGUAGCCCAAGCCGAGCUUAUGAGACUCCCCAACGCCAAGGUCGGCUUCAGCAAGGCCAUGAGCGCUGGCUGGCUGACCUUGGACAAAGGGGGCCCCCCUGUCGUCAAGCGAAAAGUCGACAAAAUCGUGGACACAGUCCAGGCAAAUUUACGCCUGAUUCAAGGGGGGCACUUGGGGCAAAUCGAAGACAGCGUGAGACAGGAGUACAAGAAGCGAAAAUUGAUACAAGAGGUGGUCCAGAAGUCUUUUAAUUUGACUAAGGGGGGCGACUUUAGCCUGACCUUGGCCAAGUUGGAGACCGAUUUAACGUCCGAAAUGUUGCUAACAGGGGGCUGGCAACAACUGAAAUUCAAAGACUAUAAUUUUGACGCCCUGGGGGCCCCUUUGGACUGCGGCUACUUGCACCCCCUGCUCAAGGUCAGGGCCGAAUUCAGGCAAAUUUUCCUCGAAAUGGGGUUCAGCGAAAUGCCCACGAACAAUUAUGUUGAGAGUUCUUUCUGGAAUUUUGACGCACUUUUCCAGCCCCAACAACACCCAGCAAGGGACGCCCAUGACACGUUUUUUGUCUCAGAUCCGAAAAUUUCAACGAAUUUUCCAGAAGAUUACAAAGAACGGGUCAAGGAGGUGCACAGUAGGGGCGGCUAUGGAUCUUUAGGUUACCGCUACGAUUGGAAAAUCGAAGAGGCGCAAAAAAACCUCCUCCGCACCCACACUACAGCCAACAGCGCCCGCAUGUUAUACAAACUAGCACAGGAAAAAAAUUUCAAACCGACUAAACUCUUCAGUAUUGAUAAAGUUUUCCGCAAUGAAACACUCGAUGCCACACAUUUGGCGGAAUUUAACCAAGUUGAGGGCGUCAUAGCCGACUAUGACGUCACGCUUGGUGACUUAAUCGGUGUUUUUGCCGAAUUUUUCAAAAAACUGGGGAUCACAGAGUUGGAGUUUAAACCAGCUUAUAACCCCUACACUGAGCCCAGUAUGGAAAUUUUCUGUUUCCAUAAUGGUUUAGGAAAGUGGAUCGAGAUCGGUAAUUCGGGGAUGUUCCGACCCGAAAUGUUGCUCACAAUGGGGCUGCCGGAAAAUGUGAGGGUGAUUGCCUGGGGGCUGUCUUUGGAACGGCCCACUAUGAUCAAAUAUGGGUUGAAUAAUAUUAGGGAUUUAGUUGGGCCAAAGGUUGAUUUGGAGAUGGUCCAGAGGAGUCCGAUUUGUAGGUUAGAUAAAUAAGAUAAUUUGUAUUUUUUGUUUUUAUAAUAAAUUAUUUAAGCAACAAAUAAAA